Pogonomyrmex barbatus (red harvester ant) is the source of this 1638-nucleotide messenger RNA. It is a transcript of the gene Uba4, whose product is annotated as Ubiquitin-like activating enzyme 4. Gene Ontology annotation, biological process: tRNA wobble position uridine thiolation; protein urmylation. Lineage: Eukaryota; Metazoa; Arthropoda; Insecta; Hymenoptera; Formicidae. The record is from RefSeq and is a predicted model, not a curated record. Gene Ontology annotation, cellular component: cytoplasm; cytosol. Gene Ontology annotation, molecular function: adenylyltransferase activity; URM1 activating enzyme activity; thiosulfate-cyanide sulfurtransferase activity.
AAGAAUUGACCAAUCAAAAAAUGCUUCGAAGCAUUUGUAGCGCCAAGUACACCUUCUGGCAGUCAAAAGAAUUUCUAACAGAUUUUCUAACCUCAAAAAACAUCACACCAAAACUACAAAAAACAAUACAUAAAAAAUUAUUUUUCCGAUUAAAUCUGGAUGACUCUUAUCAAAAAAUUUUAUUAAUAUAAACCCUGGAAGUUUAAAAAGAUAAAAUAUUUGAAUCAUUUUGACACUGAUUAUACAGCAGACAGUAUGUCAACAGACACAUAUGAAAGUGAAUUAAUAGCAGAAAUCACGGAGUUGCGUGCAUUGCUGCAUACAAAAGAAAUUGAAUUAGCUCAGUUGCGAUACAAAAAGCAAGUUUCACAGGAGUAUGGUUUGAAUAAUAAUGAAAUUUGUAGAUAUAGCCGGCAACUCUUUUUGCCAGAGAUUGGUGUACAAGGUCAAAAGAAGAUCAAAGACAGUUCCAUACUUAUUGUAGGGGCUGGUGGUCUUGGUUGUCCAGCAGCAUUAUAUUUAGCAUGUGCUGGUGUUGGUUGCAUUGGUAUAGUAGAUUAUGACGACAUUGAAAUAAACAAUCUUCAUAGACAAUUAUUAUAUACAGAAGCAAAUAUUGGAACUGCUAAAGUAAUUGCAGCAGCUGAAAGUAUCAAUAGGCUAAAUAGUUAUGUAAAAGUUGUUCCAUAUAAAAUUCAAUUAAAUAGUAAAAAUGCUAUGGAUAUCAUAAAGAAUUAUGAUAUUGUAAUAGAUGGUACAGAUAAUGUAGCUACUCGUUAUCUACUGAAUGAUGCAUGUGUUUUGAGUGGAAAACCAUUGGUUUCCGGCUCAGCACUGAAAUUUGAAGGACAUUUCUCGGUAUUUAAUUACAAUAAUGGUCCUUGCUAUAGAUGUAUAUUUCCUAUACCACCACCACCAGAAACUGUAACAAACUGUGGAGAUGGAGGUGUUCUUGGUGCAGCUGUAGGAAUAAUUGGCGUACUGCAAGCAUUAGAAACAUUGAAAAUAAUACUAAGUAUGUCUGAUAUAACUUCUGGACGACUUUUAUUAUUUGACGGAACGGAAACAAAGUUCCACAAUGUACGCUUGCGUCCAAAAAAUCCAGAUUGUGCAAUUUGCGGGGAACAUCGUGUUAUUCAUGAAUUAAUAGACUAUGAAGAAUUUUGUGGUGCAAAGGCUAAUGAUAAAGAGCCUAAUUUAAAUUUAUUAAAGAAAGAAGAAAGAAUAUCAGUUGAGGAAUAUAAUCAGAUUGUGAAAAUCGAUUCAAAACCUCACAUAUUAAUCGAUGUACGUUCACCUGAGGAAUAUCAAAUUUGUCACUUACAGAAUUCUAUUAAUCUUCCUUUUACACAACUUAAUAAGGAUCAUAAUUUAAAAUUAAUAAAAGACAACAUCAAGAAGGUGCAAGAAGAGCAUCAUUCAGUAGAUUUAUAUCUUAUGUGUAGACGUGGUAAUGAUUCGCAAAAGGCUGUCCAAUAUUUGAAAAAGAUAUUGGCCGAAGAAACCUUAGAAAUAAGAGACAUAAUUGGAGGUAUACAUGCUUGGAGUAAUAAAAUUAAUCAAAAAAUUCCUAAAUAUUGAUACAUUAUGCGAAAAUCAUACAUCAUACGUAUUGAUAUAAAAGAUAUUUUUAUAUCU